Stereum hirsutum FP-91666 SS1 is the source of this 1392-nucleotide messenger RNA. RefSeq lists its product as uncharacterized. The transcript is spliced from 3 exons. The coding region runs from base 1 to 1392 and encodes 463 amino acids. The record is from RefSeq and is a predicted model, not a curated record. NCBI's taxonomy places the organism in Eukaryota, Fungi, Basidiomycota, Agaricomycetes, Russulales, Stereaceae.
AUGGCUGCUCGUAAAGAGCCUCAAUUCUCGAGCAUCGUGCCCAGUAUCUUCUCAACCAUCUUGGAAGGCACCGUCUCAGACACCUCCACACACUGGCAGGAACAUGACUCUUCUUCGCUGCCAGCGCCCAAGAUUCUCAAGCAUUCUGCCCUCGCGAUCCUGUCGCCGCACGACUACGCCGAGUCUCGCACACGGUACUCUGCGCAUGUCGUCGAUCUAGCCGAUUCUGUUAAUGCAAUGCAUGAUAUAUGUCUAAAUAUGCCUGCACCACCAGCCUCUUCCACUCCAGCCCCGGCGACAAAAGGACGACGCAGGAAGCUAGCUGCCUUGCCGAAAAGGUCUAUCAAAGAGGCGACGUCUCCUUUGUCUGCACCUACUCCCACGCCACAGCCAUCGGAGUUCCAAUUCAAACCCAGCGAACCGAACUUGCUUCCAUCGUCGACCCUGCAUGCAAAGUCGAUAUUUGCUACAGAUGUUUCUCAUUCUUCAAGCUCGGUAUUCUACCCCCUUACUCCUCGUGCGCCUGCACCGUCAUCAUUUUUGUCGCUUGCGCUCGCCAAGGACGGGCCAUCGAUCACAUCGGCGGUGUCUUCCACACCCCACGCAACUUCUACUUCAUCUCCUACAACAGACAUGUCAGCUGUGUCGCGGCCAUCUAAUGCUCAUCCUCUCUUCGGGAAGCCCGCAAUGAUGCCCCUUCCAUCAAGACGUACGUCCGGGCACUCCGAAGUAUCCACUUCGCAGGAUCAGUCCUCAAGACCAUCUGUGGUAUUGGACUCGUCGUCUAUAACGCGCAUGUUACCCCCGAUAUCCGUCGCAUCCGACGAAUCGGAGGGCUUUGCGACUGUAUUUGAUCAUCCAUCCACCCUGUCUUCAUCACAACCGUCCACAGAUUCCUCUCCUCUAUUGCCAGCGUGGUCACCCACCUCGCCGCCACCUUUGAAAGGCCGACGGCGCAAGGUUGCACCACUUCCCUCAAGGCAUCUCGCCAAUGAGCCAACGUUCCCAACUUUCAACGAAAAGUAUUCAAGAGAGCCAUCCUUUACACCUACCUCGCCCCCGUCGCGCGCACCGUCCCUGGAACCUGCCUUCUCAGACGCCUCAAGCUCGCCCGAGCCCGACACCCUUCCUACCCCACCUUCGUCGCCACCUGGGUUCUCGUUCUCGUCCCCUGUUAUCCUCAGUCCGGAAUCGCAUGUUUCGGAGCCACUCUUGUUUUCCCUUGCAAAAUCUCGCUCGGAGCACGACAACGGCGGAUUCCACUUCGGAUCGCCGCCACCUACAUCGAAGCCUCUUCAAAAAGGAAGGCUUGACUUCGGGUUCCCCUCCAUUGACCAGACCCUACAGGGGUCAUCUGCAUCGUUCUCGUUCUCGUUUGAUCGACCAUCAUGA